UGACGUGGCUCCCGGGGAAGCGCUUCCCGGUAGUUGUGCUAAACUCCACCGGGCUCCUCCAUUCACUGGAGAUACCUGUGACAAAAAAAUAAAACAAAUCCCCGUGCUUGCCAUUAAAGAGUCGAGCACUUUGUCGUUUUGUGUGUGUUUUAAAAGAAAUAAGUAUCCGGUAGAAUCAGCCGUUGACUGCUGCCAGCCAUGGAGACGUGUAGUAACACGAACAAGAAGCAGAAGCUAGGCAACGCUGCCGAGAGCUGGGGAAUGCAACGCGCAACUAAUGUCACCUAUCAAGCUCAUCAUGUCAGUCGAAACAAGCGUGGGCAGGUUGUUGGCACGAGAGGAGGGUUCAGAGGAUGCACCGUCUGGCUGAGUGGUUUGUCCGGUGCAGGGAAGACCACAGUGAGCAUGGCUCUGGAGGAGUACCUGGUGUGUCACGGUAUCCCCUGCUACACACUCGACGGGGACAACAUCCGUCAGGGUUUGAACAAAAACCUAGGCUUCACCCCGGUGGACCGUGAAGAGAACAUCAGACGCAUCGCUGAGGUGGCUCGGCUUUUUGCUGAUGCUGGGCUGGUCUGCAUCGCCAGCUUCAUCUCUCCCUACGGCAGAGAUCGCCUCAACGCCAGGAAGAUCCACGAGGUAGCGGGGCUGCCUUUCUUUGAGGUGUUUGUCGACGCUCCACUGGAUGUCUGUGAGCAGAGGGACGUGAAGGGGCUGUACAAGAGAGCCAGAGCGGGGGAGAUAAGAGGUUUCACAGGGAUUGACUCGGAGUACGAGAAGCCGGAGGCCCCAGAUCUGGUGCUGAAGACCGACUCCUGCAAUGUGAACGAGUGCAUACAACAGCUUGUUGACCUGCUUCAGGAGAAGGAUAUAGUUCCCAUUGAUGCAUCUUACGAAGUGAAAGAGCUGUAUGUUCAGGAGAACAAACUGGACCUGGCUAAGGCUGAUGCAGAGACUCUGCCUGAUGUGCAGAUUGGGAAGGUGGACAUGCAGUGGGUGCAGGUGCUGGCCGAAGGCUGGGCCACUCCUCUCAACGGCUUCAUGAGAGAGAGAGAGUAUUUGCAGUGUCUUCACUUUGACUGUCUGCUGGAUGGUGGCGUCAUCAACCUGUCGGUGCCGGUGGUGCUGCCCGUGUCCGCUGCAGAUAAAGAGCGUUUAGAUGGCGUGACGGCUAUGGCCUUGGUCUACGAGCGCAGACGAGUCGCCAUCCUUCGCAACCCCGAGUUUUAUGAACACCGCAAAGAAGAACGAUGUGCUCGCCAGUGGGGCACCACCUGCAAGGACCACCCCUACAUCAAGAUGGUGAUGGAAAGUGGGGAAUGGCUGGUCGGGGGAGACCUGCAGGUUCUGGACAAGAUCUACUGGAACGACGAACUGGAUAAGUACCGACUGACGCCCACUGAGCUAAAACAGAAGUUCAAAGAAAUGAAUGCAGAUGCCGUAUUUGCCUUCCAGCUCCGCAACCCGGUCCACAACGGCCACGCUCUUCUGAUGCAGGACACCCACAAGCGUCUCCUCGAGCGAGGCUACCGCCGGCCCGUUCUGCUGCUCCAUCCGCUGGGAGGUUGGACCAAGGACGACGACGUGCCGCUGCCCUGGCGAAUGAAGCAGCACGCCGCCGUGCUGGACGAGGGCAUCCUGAAUCCAGACUCUACCAUCGUGGCCAUCUUCCCUUCGCCUAUGAUGUACGCCGGGCCGACUGAGGUUCAGUGGCACUGCAGAGCUCGAAUGGUGGCCGGAGCCAACUUCUACAUCGUGGGCCGUGACCCUGCAGGCAUGCCCCACCCCGACACAGGGAAGGACCUGUACGAGCCCAGUCAUGGCGCCAAGGUCCUCACCAUGGCUCCAGGCCUCAUCACCCUGGAGAUUGUACCCUUCAAGGUCGCCGCUUACAACAAGGUCAAAAAAGCGAUGGACUUUUAUGACUCCAAAAACCAUCGAGACUACGAGUUCAUCUCCGGCACACGAAUGCGUAAGAUGGCUCGCGAGGGAGAGAAUCCUCCUGACGGCUUCAUGGCACAGAAGGCUUGGGCUGUGCUGAAGGAAUACUACAAGUCACUGGAGAAGGAUUAAAGGUGGAGUCCCGGAUGAAACAUGGAAACACAGCGAUGUGUAACAGGAUUAAUGUGGGGACCACUCUUUCUUCUGUCAAAAAAAAAAAAAAAAAACCACGCUCUGGCUUCUGUCUGUCACUUUCACGCUCAACUGUCAAUCAUGAAUCUGGUCUCAGUUGGUUUUUAGUCUUACGACAUUUUAGUGUUUUAACUGUAAACUCCCUCUGAGUAUGAAAUAUAGAGGCCAGUAAACCGUUGAGUUGAUAUUUCAAGCAAACGAACAAAAACAUUUCUUUUAAAAUAGAUGUGUGAGUUUCCCACUCACUUUCUAACUGUAUAUUCUGAUCACUGGUUACAAAAGUAUUGUGUAAAAAAAAAACUAAAAUGUAACGAUCAAGAUAUGGAAAGUACUGUUGAC
Molecule: messenger RNA, 2472 nt
Organism: Cottoperca gobio
Lineage: Eukaryota; Metazoa; Chordata; Actinopteri; Perciformes; Bovichtidae
Gene: papss1
Product: 3'-phosphoadenosine 5'-phosphosulfate synthase 1
Exons: 12
Coding region: 199-2073 (624 amino acids)
Biological process (GO): 3'-phosphoadenosine 5'-phosphosulfate biosynthetic process; sulfate assimilation
Molecular function (GO): sulfate adenylyltransferase (ATP) activity; adenylylsulfate kinase activity; ATP binding
Source: RefSeq, a predicted model, not a curated record